UCCGCAUCCGUAACACCUAAUCCGCUCCUGUCUAUCUGUUCACAUUCCACGCAACCACGCCAAGAGGGUCGAGAGAUCAAGAUCGGGAGCGAGAGAGAUGGAGGAAGUGGGGCUAGUGAUCUUGCCAGCCCCAGGAAUCGGGCACUUGAUCUCUACCGUGGAAUUAGCAAAACGCCUUGUGAAGCAGAAGCCCUUCUCCAUCACAAUCCUCAUGAUGCGCUUUCCAGUCCCCGGCACUGACGCCUACAUCAAAUCCGUUGCCGCCUCCGGUCUCGACAUCCGAUUCGUUGACCUCCCUUCCAUCCAGUUCCCACCCUUCGAGGAGAGUCAGGGCCCAGAAACAUUCGUCUCCUUAUUCAUCGAACGCCACAAGCCCUUGGUCAAGGACGCCAUCACAAGUAUCUCUGCCUCGACGAAAACCCGUUUCGUCGCAUUGAUCAUCGACCUCUUCUCCACCACCAUGAUCGACGUGGCAACCGAGCUCGGCAUCCCUACAUACUUAUACUUUACAUCAUGCGCAGAAUUGCUAGCGCUCAUGCUCUACCUCCCGACGCUCCACACCCAGAUACCCUGCGAGUUCCAUGAAUACCAAGGAGAAGUAGAGAUUCCUGGGUUGCGGCCGUUGCCUCCCAACGUCAUGCCAACGCCACUGAUGAACAAGAAAACUGACGGGUACGCAUGGUUCGUCCACCACGGCCGAAGAUUCCGAGAAACACAAGGAAUUAUCAUCAACACAUUCUCCGAGCUAGAGCCGACCGCACUUGAGGCUGUGACCGACGGCCGAUGCCUGCCCGACCACGCAACUCCGCCUAUUUACCCAGUGGGACUAUUGAUCGCUCUCGGCGAGAAUUCCCAAUCCAAAUCAACUGGCUUGAUCGAAUGGCUGGACAAACAACCGCGGGCGUCAGUUGUCUUCCUGUGCUUUGGAAGCAUGGGCACCUUCUCCCCGCCGCAGGUGAAGGAGAUAGCACAGGGGCUGGAGAAGAGCGGGGAGCGGUUCCUUUGGUCUCUGCGGUGCCGUGCAUCGGAGAAGCUCAGCAUGCCAGUCGAUGCGGAUUUGGACCAGGUCUUGCCGGAUGGUUUCUUGGAUAGGACCAAAGGGCGGGGAUUGGUGUGGCCGUCCUGGGUGCCGCAAGCAGCAAUCCUCGCCCACCCGGCAGUUGGAGGAUUUGUUUCCCACUGUGGCUGGAAUUCGGUCUUGGAGAGCUUAUGGUUUGGAGUGCCUAUAUUAGCAUGGCCGCUGUAUGCUGAGCAGAGGCUUAACGCUUUCCAGCUUGUGAAGGAUUUCGGUCUGGCCGUGGAAAUGAAGUUGGAUUUUGAUGGACAUGGGUUGGUUAGUGCGGAGGAAUUGGAAAGGGGAGUAAGGUGUUUAAUGGAAGACUCUGAGGAAGGGAUGAAAAUGAGGAAGACGGUAGAGGAAAAAGGAGAGGUGAGUAGGAAUUCUUUGAAAGACGGGGGCUCUUCUUUCGCUUCCUUGGAGCGCCUUGCCGACAUACUCAUCCAUGGUUCAGCCUUUCCACAUUGACCGGAGAAUCUGAUUAUGGUAGAACUGUAGUUAUGCAGAUCAUGUAGCAUGUUGAGAUAUCAAUCUGGUCUGUUCA
Magnolia sinica is the source of this 1601-nucleotide messenger RNA. RefSeq names its product UDP-glycosyltransferase 71K1-like. The record is from RefSeq and is a predicted model, not a curated record. The transcript has a single exon. Gene Ontology annotation, molecular function: UDP-glycosyltransferase activity. The coding region runs from base 98 to 1525 and encodes 475 amino acids. Lineage: Eukaryota; Viridiplantae; Streptophyta; Magnoliopsida; Magnoliales; Magnoliaceae.